Lobosporangium transversale is the source of this 2676-nucleotide messenger RNA. Its product is annotated as Hsp70 protein-domain-containing protein. Lineage: Eukaryota; Fungi; Mortierellomycota; Mortierellomycetes; Mortierellales; Mortierellaceae. Gene Ontology annotation, biological process: cellular response to hypoxia; negative regulation of hypoxia-induced intrinsic apoptotic signaling pathway; endoplasmic reticulum unfolded protein response. Gene Ontology annotation, molecular function: ATP binding; ATP-dependent protein folding chaperone. The transcript is spliced from 5 exons. Bases 1 to 2676 code for a protein of 891 amino acids. The record is from RefSeq and is a predicted model, not a curated record. Gene Ontology annotation, cellular component: endoplasmic reticulum chaperone complex.
AUGUCCAUUGACUAUGGUACUGAUUGGUUCAAGGUUGGUCUUGUCAAACCAGGCAUUCCCUUUGAUAUCGUCCUCAACGCAGAGUCAAAGCGAAAGACUCAAUCUGCCAUGACUAUUCGUGGUAACAAUCGCGCCUUUGGAUCGGAGGCAAUUAGUUUGGCUACUCGAUUCCCUCAAGAUUCAUUCAUCGGUCUUAAGAGAAUCUUGGGUCGCGAUUAUGAUGAUAGUUAUUGCGCUGAGUUCCGUAACACAUUUACCAAUAAAAUGCUCAAGGAUGAGGUCCGUGGCACUGCAGUGUUCGAAACGACGGCCGGUAAUAAGUAUUCAGUUGAGGAACUGGUGGCCAUGCAACUGGCUCUUGCUAAACAGCAAGCUGAAGAGACCGCUGGAGAGACCAUCAAGGAUGUGGUCCUCUCAAUUCCUCCUUACUUUAGUCAGUUUGAGCGUCAGGCAUUGCUCGAUGCCGCCGAAUUAGCAGGAUUGCAUGUCCUGUCUCUAAUCCACGAUGAAUCUGCUGUUGCGCUCAACUACGCCAUGACUAGAUCAUUCCCUCAGGAGCAAUGUCACAUCUUUUACGACAUGGGUGCUGGAAGCACCGUUGCUAGUGUGGCUUGUUUCCAGGACUUGUCCGUGAAGGAUGUUGGUAAAUUUAACAAAACUGUUCAACAAGUCGAGAUCAAGGCUGUGGGUUAUGAUCGCACUUUGGGAGGACAUGAUGUUGACGUCCGUCUUCAAAAAUUCCUUGCUGAAAAGUUCCAGGAGCAGUCUGGCUCCAAAAUCAGUGUACCUGUUGUUCAAAAUGAACGUGCGAUGGCCAAGCUCCUCAAGGAAGCUAACAGAGUGAAGCAGAUCCUCAGUGCUAACACAGAGACAAUGGCAUCAGUGGAAAAUUUGACUGAUGAGAUAGAUUUCAGAAUUAAAGUGACCCGUGCUGAAUUGGAGGAGAUUUCCAAGGAUCUUUUUAUACGUGUCAGGGGGCCCAUUGAUGCUGCAUUAGCAGAAAGUAACAUGAAGCUAGCGGACAUUCAAUCGCUUGUUUUGGUGGGUGGCGGUGUACGCGUGCCUGCUGUUCAGGCGAAUCUGGCUGCUGUUGUGGGCGAAGAGAAGAUUGCCAAGAAUGUCAAUGGAGAUGAAGCUGCAGUCAUGGGCGCAGUGUUCCGAGCUGCCAGCUUGAGUAGGCAGUUUAAGGUGAAGGAAGUCCGCCUCAAGGAUGUUUCUCUCCUCCCUAUUGAGGUCAAAUAUACCGGCGAAGCCAAGGAUGCUGCCACUCCUGGAAAGCUUUUUUUGACACCGAUCUUCAACAAAAAUUCUGUUUUGGGUACCCGAAAGACCAUGAGCUUUAAGCGCGUCACAGACUUCAGCUUCGAUUUGGAAUACGGUCAGGUGUCGAAUGAGCAUGAAGCAGAGCUUACGAGCAAACAGAUUGCACAUGUCUCCCUGUCGGGGUUGACGGAAGCCAUCAACAAAUUCAAGGAUGUAAGUGUGACUACUCCUACUGUUAAGGUGACCAUUGAGCUCUCUGACUCUGGUUUGUUAGGUGUUGGAGAGGCAGUCGCUAGCAUUGAGACAGACAAUUCCAAGAAGGCAUCUCUUGCAGACAAAGUCAAGUCUUUCUUUGGCGGAAGUGACAAGAAUGGAGAUGUUAAAGAUGCUGAGCCCAAGGACAAUGGGGACGAACAAGAGGGCAAGGAUGAUCAAGAACAAGGUGAUGGUAAAGAUACUUCUGACAAGAACGAAGACAAGACAGAGAGUAACAACAACAGCAGCACCGAUCCAUCAGCUAAGAAUGAGACUGUUGUGACCACUCAGAUUGAGAAGGUUGUAUUAAAAGUGCAGACAGAGUAUAGGGGCAUUGCACCUCUUAGUGAUUCUGAGAUGAAAGAGUCCUUGAACAAGAUUCAGAAGCUGGAUGCGUUGGAUGCAGCGAAGCGUGCACGUGAGGAAGCCAGGAAUGCACUCGAAUCGUUCUUAUAUCGUGGCCGAGAACUAUUGUAUAAGGACGAGAUCAUUGAGGUAUCAACGGAGGAACAACGGAAAGAACUGUCUGACAUGUUGUCGACUGUGUCAGAAUGGCUGGAUGAUAAUGAGGAUGCGGAGACAAACGAGUUCCAGACGCGUUUGAAGGAACUUCGCAAGAUUGAGCGACCUCUGUCAGUCCGUGCUGCUGAGCAUGUCUCGAGACCAAAGGCAUUUGCAUCGCUUACUUCGUCUGUGACGAUGGCACGUACAGUGGGUGAGCAAUUGUUGUCUGGCGAAGGUGCUUUCCAUGAUCCUGCUGAUGUGCAAAAACUAUUUGAUGCUUGCGAUGAUGUAUUGGCAUGGAUCAAGAAGAAGGAGGCUGAGCAGGCAGCGCUUCCUCUCUGGCAAGAUGGUGUGGUGACGACACGCGAGAUCCAAUUGCGUGGAAGUGUUGUGGAGCGGGAAAUGCACCGGUUGAUGACCAUGAAGAGGCCUAAAGUUGUCAAGAAGAAGGAGGAUGAAAAAGUCAACACGACCGAGUCGGAGGAUGAAAAGAAUAACCAAUCUUCCAAGGCUGAAGAGGGCGUCAAGGAGAAUGAGACGAGGCCUCUGGAGGAAAAAGAUUUAGAGGGUAAUCAGGAAGACCAGGGUGAGAAGGAGCAGGAAAAGUCAGAGGAGCCCAUUGAUUCUGUGAAGCACCCAAAGGAUGAGCUGUAA